Stylophora pistillata is the source of this 2875-nucleotide messenger RNA. RefSeq names its product 2-acylglycerol O-acyltransferase 1. Gene Ontology annotation, molecular function: diacylglycerol O-acyltransferase activity. Lineage: Eukaryota; Metazoa; Cnidaria; Anthozoa; Scleractinia; Pocilloporidae. Gene Ontology annotation, cellular component: endoplasmic reticulum membrane. Gene Ontology annotation, biological process: triglyceride biosynthetic process. The record is from RefSeq and is a predicted model, not a curated record.
UUGUGGGUUUAAAUGUCCUAAGCCCCAAAUAGGAAAAAUAUUUUUCUUCUUCAAAAGUGGGAGACCGACAACAGAACUAAGGAAGUUUUAAAGAUGAUUGCCCUGUGAACAUGGAAUUUGACAUAUGACCUUUGAAUGUUGUGUGAUAUUGUGAGCUGUUGCUCUCACUUUUUUCUCAACGGGCUCGCAAACCACGUGCUCAUAAUCGAGGUUUGAUCAAGGUUAGACUUGAAACGUGAUACAGCCAGGAGGCUCGCAAAGACCCAUGCAUAUUUGAAGUCAUGUGUUUUGAUGGGAUUGACGUAUUCUUUAAACUCUGGACAGAGAUCAAAGUAGAAAAAUAAUAGCCGAGGAUCAGAAAAUUUUUUCCGCUUCGACUAACGCACCUAUAGUCAUCAGUCAUAUACUGCCUGAGGAAUUUACGAUGCCUUACGUCGAAUUCGCUCCGCUUCGCAUCCCUUUCCACCGACGUUUGGAAACUGCAGCUGUUGCUCUUUAUUAUUACUCUUUCUAUUUCGGUGCACUUUUAGGAACAGUAAUCAUCCUUGGCCUGUUUUUCACGUCAUAUUACCCGAUUGCGAUGAUGUACAUAACUUGGGCCUACCUGAUCGAUGGACGCACUCCCGACCACGGUGGACGGCGAUCAGAAUUCGUAAGAAAAGCGAGAGUGUGGAAAUAUUUCAGAGAUUAUUUUCCGAUCAAGCUGAUCAAAACAACCGAACUUGAUCCAAGCAAAAACUAUGUAUUUGGUUACCAUCCUCAUGGUGUUUUGUGCGCGGGAGCAUUUUGUAAUUUUGCCACCGAAGCUACAAAUUUCAGCGGUACCUUUCCCGGAAUAACACCACAUUUACUACCACUUAUGGCCUUGUUCAAACCACCGUUAUUUCGAGACUACAUUAUGAGCAGUGGUAUGUGCAACGUCACUCGUGAGAGCUGUGAGUACAUUCUCACCAAAAAAGGGCCUGGUAACUCAGUAGUGAUUGUCGUGGGUGGGGCUGAAGAAGCAUUUGAUGCCCAUCCAGAUACUUACACCUUAAUCCUGAAACCCAGAAAAGGAUUUAUCAAGCUUGCACUGAGAACUGGUGCCUCUCUUGUUCCUGUAUUUGCUUUUGGAGAAAAUGACCUUUUCAAUCAAGUGAAAAACCCUCGAGGUUCCAAGCUGCGGGAUAUUCAACAAAAAAUUCAGAAAAUGGUUGCAUUCGCCCCAGUUCUUUUCUUUGGUCGGGGUAUAUUCCAAUACACAUUUGGAUUUCUGCCUCACAGAAGACCAGUCAAUGUUGUUGUUGGACCUCCUAUUCCAGUUACAAAAGUUGCAAACCCAACUCCUGAUCAUUUGGAUGAUCUCCACACCAUUUACAUUGAAAAACUCAAGCAGUUGUUUGAAGAGAACAAAACUAAGUAUAAUGUUCCUGAAUCAACUGAGCUGAUAAUUUAUUGAGAGCAUUUACAUUAUGAGAAAUGUUUGAUUGAGUAAUGUACUAAGUCAUCCAAGAUUACAAAGGUUUUGCAUCUCUGAUUAGUAAAGAAAUCUUUCUUGGCCUCCAACCCAUCAGACACAUGACUAGAACUAAUCAAGGUGAGUCACUUAGCUUAAAACCUCUGAAAUAUCUUUGAUUUUAAUAUUUAUGAACACCUUAAGAAAUUUACCUUCCUUUUGAUAGGCUGUUUCCAUGAAUUAGGUCUCAGUGUCAUGACACCCAAUCAAAACAAUGGUAUACAAUGAAUAUUUAUCAGUACAACACAUUUUUAUUUACAACAUGGGUUAAUUAGUUUCUUAGUUUUGAUAUGGCACAACACAGAGAUCCUCAGAUCACCGGCUAAUCAAAGAGUCUGGUUUGGCUUGUCAAGUCUGACACAGAUUUUCAAAAAGAUUUUAGAGGAUUCAAAUGGUUUUUGAUGAAAGACAUCACUGAAGUUGUAAAGAAAAUUUAGGUGGGGUAUUCUUCUUCAAUUUCCAGCUGUCAUUUGGGCCUGUCACGCAACACACUUCCAGUGGUGGACUAAGUUUUUUGCGUGACAUGCUUAUACAACUGCUGCAAUGAUUGGUGGAUAUGCUCUAAAACUGCCAGAUUUAUCUAUUCAAUUCAAUACCGAUAUUUCACGAAACUCAGAAUGAACAUUCACGCAUAGUACUGGUUUCUGGUCAUGCUUGAUCCAGGACCCCUCAUUGGAGUGAAAACCGUACUAAUAGACAGCUCACUAUCAAACAGGAAAAUGCCAAAAAUUGAAUUUUUUUUGCCUUCAGCUGUUUGUGCUCUUAACCAAAAAUAUCUCAAGUGUCAGUGAGAGAUUUUUCUAAUUUUUCAAUAGAAUUGAUUACAGAAGUGAGCAAAUUUGCUUAAGGCUAUAGAAAUUCAUUCAGACCCCCUUUUGUAACAGUUUUUUUUUUUUAGAUUUUAACCAACCUACAGCUUACCUAACAGGCACUAGAAAACAAAAACUUGAGUGCGAGGUUUUUCAAGCGCAUGUAGACAAGAAGGGGGCGCCAGAGGAGAUCAGGAGCUCAAUCUCCUGCUUUUCUCUUCAACGUGCUCCCUGAUAACUGCACUUUUGUUACUCUAGCACCUGUUACCCAGGCUAAUUUUUAGUGUAAUUUUUACAUAUUUUUACGAAGGUUAUUUUUCAGUAGAAGACAAGCAAAUGUAGAGGUGAAAAAUUAUACAGACUGAGGUUACCCAAUUGAAUUUGUUCACGGUUUUUAAAGUUCAGUUUUUAGCUUUCGAGCUGGUCACUGAUACUGACUUACAAAAGAAGAAACCGUUAAAACAUAUUCUUGUCUCUCGGGGAGAAAAACAGUAAUUUAAAAAGUGGAAGUAAGUUGUGGAAAAUACUUGCGAGGUUAGAUAUCAUAAAUAAAACAAUUUUCGACCCUCUU